GAGUAAGCAAAAACGUGAGAAACUUCUUCGUUCUCAAAACCAGAAUACACACCUUCCCCUCUCUCUCUCUCUCUCGCUUCUCCGCACACAUUCACCACCUUCUGCACUGGUGCAGACGGGAGGUGAGGUUCUUUCACAAUGCCUCUUUUGAGGAGAAAGGCUUUUGCCUUGGUUGAGCCUCCUGAGGAUUUGAAGCUAGAUGAGCAGGUUUACACAAUUCGGUAUACAAAAGAAAUAUUUCGAGAUUAUCCUGAUUAUUUGAAACGAUUGAGUCUAUACCGCCAGAGGGUUUGGACGUGUAAUUUCACUGGAAAAACUGGCCUGACUUAUGAAGAAGCUUUGGUGUCAGAACAACGAGCCAAUGAGAAAGUCCAACAGAUUCCUAAAGAAUUCAUGGCUUCUGCUUUAAGAAUCAUUCAGUACAGUAUGCUCCCUUUGAAGGAUCUUGCCGAUUCAAUUGCUGAAAAAUUGAAUGAACGUUUGUUUGUGGGUGCUGAAGUGUAUGGGAAAAAGGAUGAUGGAGUAUGUCCAUGCAAAAUAUUAAAAGUCAUCAAGAAAGGAGUUGACCAAUUAUGUUAUGAGGUAGCUUGGCUCGACAAAAACAAGAAUAUAAGUGAAAAAGCCGAAAUCAGUGCAGAAGAUUUGGUGCAAAAGAAGCCGCUUUUUAGUAGAAAUACGUUGAAGUCCUUUAUUCGGGAAUCUACAUAUCGCAACGCCCCUUGGGUUUUAAAUGAAGAGCUGGCACUAAAUCAUGGAAUCUCAACUGAAAUUCCUCAGGAGUUGAAAGAAAGGGUUUUUUUCAAAGACGGACUUAUUGUUUGCUCCAAGAAAAGGAAAAAUGAGGAUGAAACUGAAAACUCUAAAAGGAAGAAGUUGGAUGGGAAACUAGUCAAUGGUUCUGCCGAAGAGAAAGAACCAAUCAAAUAUCCCAUUGAUGAUCUAUUGGUGAAGCGUAGUGCAGAUGAUCCUGUUUUCACCGAUCGUCCCUCUCCAACAAGAGACUUCAGUGUUCCAAUGUUUUGUGUAGGGGAUCUCUUAAUGGUUUGGGAUUUUUGUGCUUCUUUUGGUAAACCUUUGAACCUGUGGCCCUACUCUCUAGAAGAUUUUGAAAAUGCAAUCUGCCAUAAAGAUAGCAAUGUGGUCCUCCUUGUGGAAUCUCACGCGGCACUUUUUCGUGUUCUGAUCAAAGAGGAUGGUGAAUACUCUUCUAUUGUUAAGAAACGGAAGAUUACACUGAUUAAUUGGACAGAAUAUUUAUGUGAUUUUCUACAAAUGAUCAAUAUUCCUGCUCUCCGGCAACAUGAAGGAACCAUAAAGCGGGGACAUUAUGGCCUGUUAGAUGCCAAUGUUAAAUUAGGAAUCUUAUCUGAAUUGGUCAAUCAAGUACUAGAAACUGGAACUUUCAGGGAAACGAUGGAUGAGUUAAUGGAACAGCGGCAGGCACUUGGGGCCUCUAGAAGGGAAGAAGCACUGGAGGAGGGUAGGAGGAGAAGAGAAGAAAAGGAGCGGUUGAAAGCUGAGUUAGAAAGCAAUGGAAUUAUGAAUGGGCAUCAUCCAAACAGUGCAAAUGGAGAUGUGGGAAAGAAAAGUAAUGGAGAGAUACAAAAUGGAGACGUGGGAAAGAAAAGUAAUGGAAAGAUAGAAUCCUCCAGGCAAAACAAUCCAUUGGGCGCGAGUGGGACCAAGCAUUCAAAUUCUGCUUCUAAAAAAAUUCCUACGAAGUUGAAUUCUGAGCUGAAAGAACCAGUAGAAAAUGGAAAAGAUAUAUUGAAACAGUCAAAGGGUGACAAGGAUCCAUCAGAGAAAAAUAGUAAACAGAAGAAAGAAUAUUUUCAAAAGGAGAUGGAGAAACGAUUGAUUCGUAGAAGCCCAUUAGGUCAGGACAGAGAGCGCAAUAGGUAUUGGUGGUUUCAUCGUGAUUGGAGGAUAUUCGUUGAAAACAAAGACUCCACGGUGUGGGGAUACUACAGCAGCAAGGAAGAGCUUGAUGCGUUGAUGGGUUCACUGAAUUGCAAGGGUGUGCGAGAGAGAGCACUGCAGAAACAACUGGAAAAGUAUUAUAGUAGUAUAUGCUCAGAACUCCGGAAAAGAUCGAAGGAUUUGAUGUCCAAUACUGCAAGUGAUGAAUCCGUGCUUCGAAGGUCUACUCGUGUUCGAGCUCCACCUCGGCAAAAUCCUGCCAAUGCUUUCCUCAGAUAUGCUAACAAGUGGAAAGAAGAGUGAGUGAUAUGAGGAGGAAUAAAUAACGUUUACCUUAAACCUGAUUAAACCUAUAACUUUUAAUAGAGCAAGUUGGUUCAUAUUUUGAAGUAGGGAUUAAGUAGGUUUUGGAUCCAUUUUUCGAUGAUGGACAAGCAUGUAUAUGCUUGUUUCUGAAAUUUUGUACGAAUUUUACCAAUCUUCGAUAAAUAGUAGAAACUGGUACAAUGUAAGGCCUAUUUUUGGUCGAAGAUAUGAUUUCUUUUACUCC
Lotus japonicus is the source of this 2470-nucleotide messenger RNA. RefSeq lists its product as uncharacterized. NCBI's taxonomy places the organism in Eukaryota, Viridiplantae, Streptophyta, Magnoliopsida, Fabales, Fabaceae. Bases 139 to 2223 code for a protein of 694 amino acids. The record is from RefSeq and is a predicted model, not a curated record. The transcript has 11 exons.